This is a messenger RNA of Antechinus flavipes (yellow-footed antechinus), 14884 nucleotides long. RefSeq names its product GTPase activating Rap/RanGAP domain like 3 (gene GARNL3). Lineage: Eukaryota; Metazoa; Chordata; Mammalia; Dasyuromorphia; Dasyuridae. The coding region runs from base 147 to 3161 and encodes 1004 amino acids. The record is from RefSeq and is a predicted model, not a curated record. Gene Ontology annotation, cellular component: cytoplasm. Gene Ontology annotation, molecular function: GTPase activator activity. Gene Ontology annotation, biological process: regulation of small GTPase mediated signal transduction; activation of GTPase activity. The transcript has 29 exons.
UUUGGUGGCGGGGGCCCGGUCUGAGGUAGCGGACCGAGCGAGUGGAGGCACUGCGCCGCUACUGCAGGCUCUGCCCCAGCGCCCGAUGGCUGCGACCCCGUAGGAGCGGGGAGUUUGAGUGCUUUUUCUCCCACGACACCGCCCUCAUGGAGGAACCGAGCGGUCUCUACCUGACAUCCACCCGCCUGCUGAGCCUCACCCAGCGCUCCGUCUCAGAAGACCUAGGUUGCCGACGAGGGGAAUUCAGUAGAAAACAUUAUGGAUCUGUGGAGCUGCUUAUUUCCAGUGAUGCUGAUGGAGCUAUACAAAGAGCUGGAAGAUUCCGGGUAGAAAAUGGCUCUUCAGAUGAGAAUACUCCUGACUUGCCAGGUAUCUGGCGUAGAACAGAUGUGCACCUGGAAAACCCAGAGUAUCAUACCAGAUGGUAUUUCAAGUAUUUCUUAGGACAAGUUCAUCAGAACUAUGUUGGCACUGAUAUAGAGAAGAGCCCUUUCUUCCUAUCUGUAGCACUUUCUGACCAGAACAAUCAACGUGUUCCUCAAUACCGGGCAAUUCUCUGGCGAAAAACAGGUACCCAGAAAAUAUGCCUCCCCUACAGUCCCACAAAGACACUCUCAGUGAAGUCUAUUUUAAGUGCCAUGAAUCUGGAAAAGUUUGAAAAAGGCCCCAGGGAAAUUUUUCAUCCUGAGAUACAGAAGGACUUACUGGUUCUUGAGGAACAAGAGGGCUGUGUAAAUUUCAAGUUUGGGAUUCUUUAUGCCAAAGAUGGGCAACUCACUGAUGAUGAAAUGUUCAGUAAUGAAAACGGCAGUGAAGCUUUUCAAAAAUUAGUGAAUCUUUUGGGUGACACAAUUACACUGAAAGGCUGGACAGGGUAUCGAGGAGGUCUGGAUACCAAAAAUGACACUACAGGACUACAGUCUGUGUAUACUGUGUACCAAGGACAUGAGAUUAUGUUUCAUGUUUCUACCAUGUUACCAUACUCUAAAGAGAACAAACAGCAAGUUGAAAGAAAGCGCCAUAUUGGAAAUGAUAUUGUCACCAUCGUGUUCCAAGAAGGAGAAGAAUCUUCUCCAGCAUUCAAGCCUUCUAUGAUCCGCUCUCAUUUUACACAUAUUUUUGCCUUAGUGAGGUAUAAUCAACAAAAUGACAACUUCAGGCUGAAAAUAUUUUCAGAAGAAAGUGUGCCCCUUUUUGGCCCGCCCUUGCCAUCCCCACCUGUGUUUACAGAUCACCAGGAAUUCAGGGACUUUUUGCUAGUGAAAUUAAUUAAUGGUGAAAAGGCUACCUUGGAAACUCCAACAUUUGCCCAGAAACGACAGCGAACUCUGGAUAUGUUGAUCCGAUCUUUAUAUCAGGAUCUGAUGCCAGAUCUGCAUAAGAACAUGCUUAAUAGACGAUCUUUUAGUGAUGUCUUACCAGAGUCACCCAAGUCAGCUCGGAAGAAAGAAGAAGCCCGUCAGGCAGAGUUUGUUAGAAUUGGACAGGCACUGAAACUGAAAACCAUUGUGAGAGGGGAUGCUCCAACUAGCUUGGCAACUUCAAGUCUCUGUAAAAAAGAGCCGUGGGAGUCCCAGUGUUUCUGCAGUAAUUUUCCUCACGAAGCUGUAUGCGCAGAUUCCUGGGGCCAGGCCUUGCUGGUCUCUACAGAUGCUGGCGUCUUGCUAGUAGAUGAUGGCCAACCAACAGUACCAGUAUUUGACAAAACUCUGCAAGUGAAGCAGAUACAUGUACUGGAAUCCUUGGACCUACUAAUUACUAGAGCAGACAAAGGGAAAGAUGCUCGCCUCUUUGUCUUCAGGCUAAGCACUGUGAGGAAAGAUGUGGAGGGAAAGCAGAUAGUGAAGAGCAAGUAUGACUGUAGAGAAAACAAACUUGAAAAAACAAAAGGUUGCCAUUUGUAUGCCAUUAAUACGCAUCACAGCUGUGAAUUGAGGAUUAUUGUUGCAAUUCGCAACAAGCUGCUUCUUAUCACAAGGAAACACAAUAAGCAAAGUGGUUUAACCAGCCUUUCAUUGCUAUCUUCAUUGUCAGAAUCACCUGUUGAAGAAUUCCAGUAUAUCAGGGAGAUCUGUUUGUCUGACCCCCCUGUGGUGAUGACCCUGGUGGAUGGGCCAACUGAAGAGAAUGACAAUCUGAUUUGUGUGGCAUAUCGGCAUCAGUUUGAUUUGGUGAAUGAGAGCACGGGGGAAUCUUUCAGAUUGCACCAUGUGGAUGCUAACAGGGUUAAUUUUGUUGCAGCUAUUGAUGUAUAUGAAGAUGGGGAAGCUGGCCUGCUGCUGUGUUACAACUAUAGUUGCAAUUAUAAAAAGGUGUGUCCUUUUAAUGGUGGCUCUCCUUUGAUCCAACCCUCAGCCUCAGAUUUUCACUUUAGUUGGAACCAGGUUCCUUAUGCUGUUGUGUGUGCUUUUCCAUAUAUUUUGGCCUUUACUACUGAUUCCAUUGAGAUCCGCUUAGUGGUGAAUGGAAACUUAGUGCAUACAGCUGUUGUGCCUCAACUUCAGCUCGUGGCUUCAAGGUCAGACAUAUACUUCAAAGCCGCCGCAGCUGUAAACGGUGCGUCCAGCAGCAGCUCUAAGGAUGCCAGUGCCCACAGCUCUCCGCAGACACCCACAGGCCGUGAGACUCCAGUGUUUCCUUCUUCCCAGGGGGAAGGUGACAUUCCCUGUAAAAACCUAUACAAGAUUCCUCUAAGAAACCUUGUUGGCAGAAGCAUUGAACGACCUCUCAAGUCACCCUUAGUACCCAAGGUCAUCACCACCCCAACAUCAGUGGGGAUUGGCAUAGCAGCCAUUCCUGUCACUCACUCCUUAUCCCUGUCUCGGAUGGAAAUUAAAGAAAUAGCAAGUAGGACACGAAGAGAACUACUGGGCCUAUCUGAUGAAGUAGGACCCAGGUCUGAAGGAGCACCAAAGCAGAAGACAGCAUCCCGAAAGCAGCUAGAAGGGGAGCCCAAGCAGGGGGCAGUGAGAUCAACAAGCAGUGACAGGAUCCUAUCAGGCUCAUUUGAAAGACCUGUUUUUGAAGACAACUCUGAUGGGCGUCUCCUUUCUACAAGUUCAGAUCCUGAUACCUUGGCUACCAGAGAGGAGAGUCCACCCUCUGGAAGCCCAUUUCAGCUCACAGCUUCCUUUGAUGAAGAUAUUAUUGACUUGAAGUAAAGACAAUCUUAAUCAUAUUUGCCAUCUUUAUUUUUCUUACAGCAGUUUAUACUCUCUAGGAAAGUUUUGACACCACUUCCUGAGGAAAAUCGGUCACUGAUCUAUUGGACCAACUGUUCUGCAUAUUAGGCCAGUUUGGGUAAAUCUUCAACAUUUGGUGCCAUCUUGAUCCUUGCUUUCCCUGUUCAAGUACCAUCAGCCCCUCUUGGAAUAAAAGUGGUAGAUUUCAUUGAGGUUUUAGAUUGAAACUUUUAAUAAAAUAAAAGUAUUCAUUCUUCUUUACCUCAAACCUCUUAUAUUUGAAAUAAUUAGAUAAACAAUUAUUUUUCAUUACAAUUCUAAUUUAUUUCACAUUAUAAGUAUUUUGUAGAAAUGUUUUGUAAAAAAGUCAUUUGAUUUUAUUACAAAUAAGGAUUUUCUUUAGCUUUGCUUUCUAUAACCAAGAAAUCCUACUCCUAUUGAUAACUCAGUUUCACUUAAAUAUAAAGAAGUGAUGAGGUUACACAAAGUUAUGACCAGUUGUUUUCUUAUUCUGCCAGUUCUGUAUCCACUCUUUAGAGGGAAGCUGAUUGGUUAAAUUUCAGAGGUAACUUUCCUGAUAUGCAGAAGAAUGAGAAUUAUUGAAAGCAAGAGACACUAUGAUUUCCUUUCUUUAGUGUCCUUGUCUUUUAUGUUGAUUUAUUUUUAUUUUUGAAUCAGAAUGUCAAGAAAAAAUGUCUCUUGAAAUAUUGUGCAUAUUUCUUGUCUUUUCACUAACUACCAUCCAAUGGGUAGACCUCCCACAUAUGCAUGCAAAGAUGUAUACUGUUGUCAUUCCUCCCUAGCUUAACAUAAGAGGUUAAAAAACAAUUUGGGGCUGGGUUAGUAGAACAAAUUUCAUGGCAAAAUUUCAGCCUUUUAUCUUAGAAGACUACAUUAUAAUGUAGAGGUGGAUACCUGAUCUUUUUGGUUAUAAAAGUUUGAUGAUCCCUUUCUCACCCUCCCACCACCCAGUGCUCUCUCCCUUUAGUUCUUUAAUUCUGUUGGCAGAUUUCUUUCAUUUUCCACCAAGCACAGUCUUAUAAUCCUUUAAUUUCAGUACAUCUAGUUACUUUCCUUUUUUGUAUGUAUAGACCUUUGCUAUCCACCUAAGUGAAAGUGAUACAAUAUAUAUACCACAUUAAAUCUAGCUCUAAAAGGUGAUUUCCUACUUUAUAUAUUGAUUCAAUGAAAUAUAGCAGGUCAGUGAUUUUAGAGUUUUUAUAGUUCAGGCUAUGAUAGGGCUAUUUUUUUUAGCCCACUAACCUAUGAGAUACAGCCUUAAUAUAAAAAUAGAAAGGAAACAUGCAACAUCAGUACUAUCUCCCUUGCUUGCAUAUUAUGGAUUACUUGGAAAAAUCCUUACCUCUGCAUGAUGAGCUCAGUAUUAAACCCCAGAAGAAAGGCCAGACUUUUUUUUGGCAUAAGAUGCAUGAUGGUUGAAAAGAAUAAUUUCAAAGGCAAGACCAAGCAGAAGAGUCCUUUUACUUAGGCAUCAAUUCAGCCUAAAAGCCAAAAUUAGGAACUGAUCCAUUAGCUUUUGGAUCAUUUAUGCUCCAGAGGUAUUGCAUUAUUUUCUCCCAAUUGCUAUUUUAUGUCCUAGGUUUUUUUAAAAAUAUUUUCUCAGCAUAAGCUUAUUUUUAUCUUCUUCAUCUUGUUAUUUUUCCUACUUUGGCUUCUCCUCAUCCUGAUAUAUAAGAAUAAGAAAUUGCUAACGGUUGUUUCCAUGGAGGGAUCAAAAGCAUCAGUUGAGCCAGAAUAUUUGAGGAGUCACAAAUUCAAAGGAGCAUUUAAAAAUCUGAGAGAUGUACACAAGAGGGAGGGAAGUUGAAUGUAAUGCAGAGGAAAAAAACCAGAAGGAGGCCACCAUACACGUGACAAGCUGUUUUCAUCCCUAGCCUUUUUCACACAAUGAAGAUAACAGACACAAGAACCUUAAGGAGCUACCAAAAAAAAAAAAAAAAAAACUUGGAAUAGAUACUUUAAGCUAUGAUAGUAGCUAACAUAAUAGACUAGGAUUGUUUUAUUUCUCAUAUUUGAGAGAAGAAUUUAAUAUUUCUUUAUUUUAAGAAUCCAUUAUUUCAUUCUUGUGGUCCUCCCACCAUCAGUACAGAUUGUGACUCUUCAUAUUGCAAAACCAACCCAAAGAGUUCUUUUACUUAGGCUUCAGUUCAUCCUGAAAACCAAUAGAGCAACUGAUCCACUAGCUCUUGUAGUUGCUGUGGCCAAAAACAUCCCUGAACUAAUGGCCAACCCUGGUGCUGAGCCUCUCUACCUUUAGCUAGGCUGGUCCUGUGUCUAUUGUUGGGCCUAUAAGAAAAGUCUUUCCAACUUGGAAGGACGUGCCAAAUUUCUAGAUGGCAGAAUCUUCUAAAACCCAGCAUCACCUGCACACCAUGAUGGGGGAGGUUUUAGUGUCAGAAAAGAGGAACUAGACAGUAUUAAAUAAAAUUUCUGAUUAAUAUGCCGAGGACAACAGGUGAUCAACCACAAAAAUCUCUAUAGCAUUUGGUCACCUAAAUUCAAUCCUGUGUAAAUACUCAUAAAAUUAAUUAAGUGCUGCAUGUGGUCUGUAGUUUUAAGCAAAAAGUUCUAGAUGGUUCUUUCCUUUGUUUUAAAGCACUGAAAAAUAUGAAGGUCAGUAACUCAGGUGAAUUUCCAUUUUUCAUAAAAUUAUUUACCUGUAGUGUACUUGUUAUUACUACAUACAUGAUGUGUCAAAUUACUAUCUUUAAAUAUGAAGUACUCCGAGUUUUGCAAUAUAACAUAGAUAAUAUUUCUGGUCCUAUUUCUAAAAUAAAGAAUUUUGAAGAUUUGUUGAAAUUCACCUCAGUUACUUACUUCAUGUAAGUUACUAAAGAAAACAGGCACUUUUAUAAAUGAAAGCAUGUAUCUAAUUAGACCUUUCAGGAGAAAAAUGUUCUUUUGGUAAUUUCUGAGCAUACAAUUUAGCUUGAAAAGAAAUUAAAGAAACUGUAAGGGGAGUGGGGGUAGUUGAAUGAUGAUUAAAAAUAUUCACAUUAUCUAAUAUAAUACAACUGAAAACUAGACCUAUUACAGAUUAUCAUCUUUGCCUAUCUUGAAUAUUUACCUACCAUGUCCAUUGAUAGUGUAAAAAUUAUGAGAGAGAAAUUUAUUUGAUAAAUAGUACUAUAUCCAUUAACUGAAUUAUUAUUGGAGGAGGAAGCCUGGUACAAUGUAAAGAGUAGUAGAUUUGGGAGAAAGAGAACAUAGGUUCACAUUCUGACCCUACUUACUUACUAUCUUUGUGACCUUGAGCAAGCCAUUUAAUCUUUCUGAGCCUUUGAUUCCUCUUAUAUAAAACAGUGGGGUUAGCUCACAUGACCUCUAAGGGCUCUUCCAGCUUUAAACCUAUGAAUUUAUGAAGGGGGAACAUGAAUAAUCCACAAUAUAAUGUGUAUAUAUGUAUAUGUAUACAUAUAUGUGCUUGUGUGAAUACAUACACACAAACACAUAUAACAAACCUGGACAUGAGACAUUUGAUAAGCUUAGGAAAUAUGAGGCGAGUGAUAGUACAAUUACAUUGAUAUGAAGCUGGUUCAACCAUACCCAAAAAAUUCAACAACCAUAUUCAAAAUGUAAUUAAAGUCCAUUGAAAAAAGAAAGUUCUAGUGUUGUGUCUCAGGGUUCUAGCCUUAGCUUUGGCCUAGUCAAUAUUUGUUUCAGAAAUUUGAAUGAAGACACGGAAUACUUGUUGAUUAUUCAUGUGGCACAAAAUUCAGAGGGAUGGCCAUUAUGAUGGAUGACAGAAUCAAGUCCAAAAGCAUCUCAAAAGCCUGAAUUAAAACCAAGAAGAUUAAACAUAAUAGGAAACAGAAUUCAAUUCUCAAGAUAUGUGGAGGAAAAAAAAGGAAGAUACUAAACACUUGGAAAAAACUCAGACCUUAUUUUUUAAACAACUAAGAAAACAUUCAAUAACUUCCAACCCAAAUGCCUAUUUUCCUUCUACAAAAAUUUCAUGAGAACAAUCCACAUGCUAACUGACAGCAUUGUCGAUGAAGAUUUGAGAAAGAAAGGAUCAGGCUUUCACAAAUGACAUUAUACUACAAAACACCUCUUUACAACCAUGUAAGUGACUGAAAGUUCUAAAGAAUACAAAAUCCCACCAUAAUUAUUAUUUGUUGACUAUAAUACAAAAGUUUUUGUUCGCUGGAGCAGAAUUUAAAGGCUUUCCUCUGACAAGGUAUCUUCCAUAAUCAUAUAAGAUUGCUGGAAAGUUUAACUAUCUGACUGACUAUGAAUAUUACGCAAACAAACAAACAAACAAAAAAAAGGACAUAAUUACCAAAAAGUGUUUGCCACUAUCACAGAGAAUGUCCACUACAGAUUCAAUAGAAGAGAAAUUCCCUAAAGACACUGAAGUCCUCUGGAUGCUUCUUUUUGCAGAUUACAAUAUGCUGACUUCAUCAAACUCCAGAAUUCUUUAGAGAGGUCCAUAAUCAUUCAAAAGAGUUCAUCUUAACUAAGCAAAGAAAAUAAACCAAGUAGAAAAAAAAAUUCCCUUUGUUGAAGCUAUGAUGUGCAAUUGGAUGGAAAGCCUUAUAGAAGUGAUACAAAUAUAUGGACAGAGACAAUGGACAAUGAUUUUAGCCUGAAAUUGAAUGAGAGGAAGAGAGAAAGCAGAAUCACUUUUGGGGAAACACACAAGUACUUUUAGUGGCAUAUAUAAACAUAUACGUUUCUCCCUGAAACAAAGGUCCAUAUUUUUAACUGUAUUCUUCUGGUGAUACUGUUUGAAUCAUGGAAUAUUACAAUCUCCAAAGAAUUAACACUGCAAAUAUUCAACAUGCAAUGAAAAGGCACAUAGUCAGCAUGAAUAGACUGUGUCACAUUAUUGGUGAAGAUUGCACACAUGUAGAAGUGAGAUGUCAUCAGAUAUAUGAACAUAAAAAGAGAAGUGCUCAUCAUGUAGCAAGAGCAAUUAGUAACUAAUGGACUGCCUGCAAGCCUACAUGAAACCAAGAGAUCUACUCCAGCCCUUUGGAGGUACCCUUCUGUGGAAGAUUUAUAGAAGAGCAUGGACAAAAGUUGCACUGGAUAAGAAAGUAUGAAUGGGUUUCAAUCUCCUUUUCGAAAAAAUACCAACAUUAAUGAGAUCAUGUAUCUGUCAAAGUAAAACUAAAUGGAUAAAGACUGAUUAUUCAGUUAGUGAAAUGCAAUUUGAAGACCUGGGGGCUUAAUUUCAGAUUCAGCUUGAGCCAAAAGCAUGAUUUUACUAUUUUAAGAAGCUAUAAGAAUCUUAUACUUUGGUACUUUAAAAAAUCCAUCAUUUCAUUAGUUUUGGCACCUUUCCUGAGUUCAAAAACUUUUUUACAUUUUAAAAGACUGUCUUCAUGAAAUGCUGCAGAUAGAACAAAUUCAUCAUCUAGUGACCAAUCUGAUGUCAAACCUCUCCCAAUUUAAGUAGGUUCAUUCUCAGCUGAAAGACACAGCAUCAUUCCCAAGCCCAUAACAAAAACAUUUCCAGUCUAAUAGGAUGUGCAAGAGUUUAUAUUCUCUUAGCAAAGCCCUUGAGAUUCUAAGAUAACCUUCAUGCCAUACUAAGAUAUUAAAAAAGGACCACAAUAUCAGACAGUAUUUAUUGAAGUUUAUAAGAUAUCCCCAAAGUCUUAGUAUAGUCCUAGACUUUUAACAUCUUAAAGCUACAAGUCUUUGGGGGAAUACCAUGUAUUAUCUAGGUUAAGGGAUAUAAUAGUCUUCUAUUAUCUUGUGCUGCAUCUAGAGGACUGUGUUCAAUUUAGGGCAUCAUAUUUCAAGAGAAAUAUUGACAAGAUGUAUGGCAGUCAGAAUAAAUUAUUUAAAACCUUGUCCUCUGAAGAAUGUUCAAGGGAAUUGAAAGGCAGAGGAAGGAACAAGAAAACUUCAUUCAAAUAUUUAAAGGAUUUUCAUAUGGAAGAAGACACAGGCUUGUCCUAAGUUGGUCCAAAGGGCAGAAAAAAUAACAAAUGGAAUGCAGUACUCAGCUCAAAAUAAGGAAAAAUUUUCUAACAAUAAGAACCUUAAAUGAAAGCAUUGAACUCUCCAUCAUUGGAAACAUUCAGGGAGAGUCUUGUUCUGCCACCUGACAAGGAUGCUGCAAAAUGGAGGCAGUAAAUAGGAAGCAGCAUGAUGUUGUAGAAAAACCACAGACAGUUCUUGCUUUAUACAAAUUUACAUUAUGCAUUUGAAGUCAGAAAACCUGGGCUGAAUCCCAACUUUGCUUACUUGCUGCAUGAAUUUAAGUAAGUUACUUCCAUUCCGAGAUCUGGCCUUAACCUACCUACUGUUAAAUUCCCCUAGUCCAUAAAAUAAACACUCUCAGCCACUCUUUAAUCACCAUCCCCAAAAUGUGCACUGUUUCCCCAUUGUUGAACUUUAAUUCUUAAAGUGCCCCCCCAUAUUCUAAACUCUAUUAAAAUCCAACCCAAUUUUCCUUUAGUUCCAAUGUCAUCUCCUCAAUAAUGCAUGACUUAAUCCAGCCUGCUGAUUCCUGCAUCCUCUAUACCUUUAAAACCCUUAUUUGUACUACUCAUAAGGCACUUACUACAUACUGCCUGACAUUAUAAGUAUCUCUGUUUGUGUCUUAUUUCUCCUACUAUAUUUGAAACUUUUGAGGGCUGGUACCAUUUUUGUAUAACUUUUUAUCCGUCAGUGCACUGUGCACAGCCACCCAUUAAAUAUUUUUUGAAUGAGUGAAUGAACAUGAUCUGAUUCUGUAACUUUUUAUGCUUCUAAGCUAAAGCAAAGAAUUUCAUGAUAGCCUGCUAUAGUCUUAGAAGCCAUAGGAGACUUAUUUCCAGCCUUGAAAUUUCACUGUGACAUUUUAUCAGCACAUUCAUGAAGAAUAGUUUCUUUGGUAGAGAGUUCUAGAUAUAAUAGUGUUUACAUUUCCUUAAAUGAUGCAUCAGAAAGCAUCUUUCCAAGACUUCAAAAGAUAUUAUAGUUAGAGAUAGGAAGAUUUGUCAAGUCAAAUCUUUAAAUAAAUUCAGCCUCUCCAUGUCAGUAGUGGGAGCUUCUUUAUUGUCUUCCUGUCUCCACAGAAUACUCAUACAUGGCUUUCCUAGAGGCUUUCUUAUGAGAAAACCCAGCAAAAUUGUUAGCAGUCUUUAUGAAGACUGAUGUCUCAAGAUAGCUUGGACUCAUAGAAAGAAUAAAAAUGACACCAGAUUUAACAGGAAUUUUCUGUCCUUUUCUUAGCUUUAGUUUUUUCAUCUGUAAGAUGUGGAAGAUGAUACUUUGGGCUACGGGCUUCACAGGACUUUUGUGAGCAAAGUGCUUUGUAAACCUUGAAGUGCCACAGAAAUAACUUAAAAUUGGUUAAUCUACCAGUAUUACAAAUUCUUGGCUUAAUAAGGAUUAUUACUUCCAUUGCUCUAGAUCAAGGUUCCUUUACCUUUCUUGUGCAAGGGACCACUUGGGCAGUCCAUGGUUUUAAAUGCAUAAAAUAAAAUAUAUAAAAUUACAAAGUAAACCAAAGGUUAGUGAAAAUAAAUAUACAGUUUUUCAUAUACAUGUUCACAGACCCCUGAAAUCUAACAUGAGGUCUAGAGAUCCCCAGGUGAGGAACUUUUGAUAUAACAUGGCAGGGUUUACAAAUCCCUUUCAUCAUAUAUAUCCUAUGAAAUAAUAUAAAAUAUUUUCCUCAUUUUCAGAUAAUGAAACUCUCAGAUGACUUACUCAACUUUAAUUAUGAAUCUGAGAUUUGAAUUACAUCUUUUUAAUCCCAACUUCAUUACUAUUUCCAAUCUGGCACGCCCAUCUACCUCACAAUUAUGUUAUAAAGAGCUAAACUCAAUAUCUGACUACUUCCCAGCUAAGUCCACAGGCUAUAUCCACAAUAUUCAAUUAAUAAUUGUUGAAAUGAAUUCACUUUAGGUAUAUCUCCAAGUGGUUUGGAAAAAUCAAAAGCUCUAAAAAAAUUUCUCACAAUAUUAUUACCUUCAAAGAAGGAAGAAAGAAAGGAAGGGGGCAGCUAGGUGGCACAGUGGAUAGAGCACUAGCCCUGGAGUCAGGAGGACCUGAGUUCAAAUCUGACCUCAGACAUUUAACAUGUCCUAGCUGUGUGACCCUGGGCAAGUCACUUAACCCCAACUGCCUCAGCAAAAUUAAAAAAAAAAAAAAGAAAGAAAGAAAGGAAGGAAGGGAAUAGUUGAUUUAAAUGGAGGCAAACUCAAUCAGGUAUUUUUCCUGUCCAGCUGGGUAUUCUUUCCUUGUAUAGGAAGCUAAAAACUACCUGUUGUUUCUCUAAAUCUAUUGAGAUUGAAAUAAUAUUAAUGUCUGGGUUUAGGUUUUUUUUUUUUUUGGUAUUUAUAUAGUUUAUCCUUUCCUACUCUUUUUGGUCACUCUCAGAAUGCAGUUAUUUUGACACUUGAAUAAAGUAUAGAUGCAGCGGAAAUUUAUUUAGCAUUUAAAUGAAUGUAGUUUGGUGGAAAAGGGAUUAAAUUGGAGUCCAAGGUACUAGGUUCCUCUCCAAAUUAACUUCUCCACUUACUGGUUGAAAGCAAAUCAGUUUCCUCAUAUGUGGAAUACAGGUAUAUUCUAUACAGGUAUAUAGAGGAGAUUUGACGAGAUGAAAUUUAAGGUUUCUUCCAGUGUUAAAGGUCCUACAAAUUAACUGAUAGAUGCCAGUAAAUUGGUCACGCUCUAAGACAAAUCGAUCCAAAUUGAAGUUUCCUCCCAUAUUUCAACAUUCCCUACCCUAAUGAAUCCCUAGUAAUAUUUCACAGGAAUGGUUAGUAUUUGGUAUGCACUUGUUCACCUCCUGCAUGCCUAUUUCUUUAAAUGAGGAAGAAAAAACAUACAGUUCUUGCUUUAUACAAAUUUGAAUUUAUGUAAAGAAUUUUGAAAGAAAUCCACAUUAAAAAAAAUAAUAAUACAAUCCUCUGUUAACUUUACUGUAUAGUACUGUGCUUGCUGUCUCUCCUCUCUUACCCCUCAGCUCUGCACUCUUGGAUUCCCAUUCCCCACUCCCCCACCCCGCAAAAACCUCCAAGUGAAAGCGGAAAAAUAAAUUUGCAGAAAGAACACUGCCACUGCUGCCAGCUUGGGAGCUUAGUUUGAGACCUUCUGUGCUAAUCAAGAAUCUCUAUGCCCCAAUCUCAAACUCAAACUCUUUUCUGCCCCCUCUUCUUGUCUGUUUUCCUUCUGUCUGUACUCUAAUUCCAAAUGUUUGUCCCCUUUCCCUUGGUUCUGAUCAGGCCUUCAUAGGAUUUCCCUGGCCCUGCUUAUUUCUCCUCUUGCUCUGGAUUCUCUGUCUCUGGCCUUCACCCUUCCUACCUCCUUUUUUCCUUCCUUUCUCCACUUCCACAGGCAACUUUGUAUUAUAUAAAAAACAUUUUACACAGAGAUCUGUGAAACUAUCCACUUACAUAAAGCAAGAACUGUUUGUAUUUAGUCUUGACUUAGUAAAUUUCAAUAAGGCAUUUAAAUUCUAACUUUAAGUAAUUUUGGGAAACAGGGCUCUGGAUAGGGUCUCAAAUGUGGAAUCUUAGGUUUUAGAAUCCAGGGUCUUGGGACACCAUAUUUUUAGGAAAUAUUUUGACAAACUAGAAUGUGUCCAAAAGAAAGGCAACCAAGUUGGGGAAAAGACUUUAAAUUGUGUUUCAUAAGGUUAGGUGAGAGAAACUGAGAUUAUUUCAUCUAGAAAAGAGCAGACUUAGCAAGGAUAUCAUCACUGUCUUAGAGUGCUUGAAAGAUUACCAUGUGAUUGGACUUGUUCUGUAUAGGGCAAAACUAGAAGCUAUAGCUAUAAGGGAGACCGAUCAUUCUGUUGCUUAGAGUAGUCCAAAAGGACACUGGGUUCCCCAUCACUAUAGUCUUCAAGUGAAAUCCGAAUGACUACCUCAAUUCUGAGGUUCUGUGAAAUAAUCCAGUCAUUUAUUGUUUAGAGUUCUUAGAGAGUGAGGAUAUGAGGGAGAGGAAAAUUAAGGGGGUGCCUAAGUUCCAUAGUUAUAUAUGCUUUUUUGAGGCUAUGAUUAGUAUUUCUGCAUUGUUUUACUUGGAAGAUCUGUAGUAAAGUGUAAUAGACUGUGGUAAGAGAAAUGACCAGAUACCAGAGAACAAACUGAACAUCCUUCUGGGCCUAGGUUUUAACCUCUAGGAUUUGGAUUUUCAGGAUCAUAAUUUGCCUUUACUGCUAGGCCAUCUACCACAUUGCCACAAAUGAGGCUGAUAUUGCAGUUGUAAAGGAUUACUUGAUUUCCCCAGAAAUCAUUUGAACUAGGCAGUUUGGUAUUGAUUUACUGACAAUUUGGUCCAGAUUCCUUUCAGUCCAUGUCACGGACCUCUUAAGUUUCUAAAAGACUAAACAUCCAUCUCAUAGCUAUAAACUACAAAUGCAAAAGUAGACAGUUCUGGCUACUGCAGCAGAUUGGGAGUAUUGCAAUUGUAGAAUUCCAGACAGGCUUCCAGUGGUACCAGGGUCUGGGAGGUUCUAGGGUAAGGGUAUAAAAUUCAAAUAGAAAAGGGGGUGACCAAUCCAUACAUAAGGAUCUCUGUGGGCUACAUAUUGACUUAAUUUUAAAAUGUGAUGGUAUCAGUUUUAUUGUAUUUGUAUUUUUUUUUCCCUACCAGGAAAAAAGCAACUAGCUCAGUCUUCCCACCUUUUAAAGGAGGCAGACAAUCAGAAAAUGCAGGGAGGCUCAUUGCUGAGUAAAUUGGACCUGCUCAAAAACCUGAUUAUAUAUGUUAAAUAUUUUCCAAUUACAUUUUAAUCUGCUUCUCCCUAUAACUGGAGAGCAUUGUGGGCCCCAUAGGGCAUGUGGGUGUGACACCAUCAGGAACAUGUAGGAUCCUAGGCCAGGGAGAUUGAAGUGUCUUGCAUAAAGUCACACCAGUAGUAAAUGGUAGAGGUGAGAGCUGUAGCCAGCCUCUUGACCCCAGAGGCAAUGUUCUUUCCUCAGUAGCAUGCUGCCACUCCCCUGGGCUCUGGUCCUUGUUCUUAACUGAACUUGCUGUAUGAUCUUGAAAAAUCAUUUCCCUUUUCUGAGCCUCAUGUUCUCAUCUGUAAAAUGAAAAGGUUAAGCUAGCUAAUAACCACUUCUCUAUAAUAUUUUACAUACAUUAUCUUUUUCAAUCCUCACAACUCUGUGGGAUAUGUACUACAAAUAUCAAGGCAUUUCCUGUAUCACACAGUUAGGGAAUGAGGCAAAAUUUGAACUCAGGCCUUCCUGGUUUCUGCACCAUGCUGCCUUAGAUGAUCUUUAGCCCAUUCCUACUUUAAAUUCAAUGAGUAUAUAAAUUCUACAACCCUUCCUAAAGUCUCUUUAAACUCCCAAGAUUAAGGUUUGACCUUAGCUCUAGCUGAGUGGGUGUAAAGACAUCUGUUAGAUUAGUUUGUAUGUUACCUCCUAGAGCAAAAUAAACUUUUUCUUUAAACAGACAUUCCUCUGUCACCAGAAUGGAUGUAGGUGGUUCCUUCCCUAGUAUAGAAUUACUUAGAAAAGCAGGCCACAGAUAGCCAAUUUCACUGUCCACUAAGAAAAGAAGGGGGCUAGAAGUGAAAGUAAAUACAAAUUCCUCGUAGAUAUUUACAAUAGAAUUUUGUGUGUUUAUUCGUCUUUCCUGAUCCUGCAGAAAUUACUGUGAAAGUUUAAGCUGCUCCUGUUUGACAUUCUAUGACCUGUCACUGUCCUUGAGCAUCCUUUAAAGAUAUUCUUCUUUGAUAAAUGAACUCCCUUAAAUGAAGCACCCAUUGCACUUUUCUU